Microdochium trichocladiopsis is the source of this 259-nucleotide messenger RNA. RefSeq lists its product as uncharacterized. The record is from RefSeq and is a predicted model, not a curated record. Bases 19 to 258 code for a protein of 79 amino acids. NCBI's taxonomy places the organism in Eukaryota, Fungi, Ascomycota, Sordariomycetes, Xylariales, Microdochiaceae. The transcript has a single exon.
CUCCAGUGCUUUCAGACGAUGGCGCCUUCCGUGAAGGGCUUCUGGUCCGUCCCUGCUGUCAGGUUGUGGUUCGACCUCCUCGUUGUCAAUGUUUGUGCAAGCCAUUGCCGUGAAUCCGCCUGUCGUGCCAGCCUGUCCUUAUGGAAUGCGACCAGGGGACGGCACAUCAUCGUUCGAAACCAGUUUCCGUCUACCGCCCGGCACUCCGGCAUUGUCACGCGAUGUGGUUUGCAUAAUGGACGACUGCGGGGAAGAUGAC